CUAGUUGUUGUCGUAAAGGUACCUAAUGUACAUGGUCCACUGAUAGUAGAAGUAUAAGUACAUGCUAUCAUGUGACAUCUAGUCUGACUUUAGGUCUAGUACCUUAGGUACCUGCAGGCUGCAGCCCUACACCCCGCAACUCGCCUUGGCAACUUGGCGGAUACAACUUCUGGGGUUAGGUACCUCUUUUAACUUCCAACUUCCAAUUUCCUCGAAAUCAAUAAGUUAAUAUGGAAGAGGGAAGAGAAUAAGGAGGUUAUUCAUUUUUUUUUCUAGAAGUUAUACGCACCAAGCAUGAUGAAAGCCUACUCACCACUAUUAUCCCUCCCUCGAGAAGUGCUUGACCGUAUCAUCGAUUUCUAUCUCGCCUUUGACCACGAUGACUUCGAGGAUACACUACGUCCCUACCUGCUUUAUAUGGGUGAAACAGAAUACUCCCGUCCGCUACCCACCUUAAUGCUAGCUUCAAAGGAUUUAUACCGCAAUCUAUCUCCCAUAGUCCACAAACAAGCCGUCUUGCGCGUCGAAGUACACGGCUGGAACGACAGACGGAUUGGAUUCGCUACCCAUGGGAACCUUAGAUUUGAACGACUAGAAAAGCUUUGCCUUCUAAUAGCAACUGAGCACCCCAACUGGAAUAGCUGGCUGUCGUUCUUUAGCGAGGUGAUUAAGAAUACCGAAAACCUCCAAGUUUUGAUGAUCGAUUGGGCGCCUAGACCUGUCAGCUCCGUAGGAUGGACUGGUCGCGUGAACGCGAAGAAGGAGAAUGAGUUCUUCAGCAGGAUCAAAACUCUGAAGAAGCUUCGCCUCGUCCAGAUAUAUGGUAACAUAUCUUUAGAAUGGAUUAGUCGGCUCGAGGGACUUGUACCGCAUGUGGUAUGCUAUCGACAUCGCUGGUGGCGUGAACCUGGGAUGGAUUAAAAUCUGACAUCUCUAUAGCCACCUGAAAAGGCAACUAAGAAAAUAGCUAUAAACGCUUCAAGGUGACGCUUUCGAAGUGCAUUAUUAUGAAAUUAAGUAGUAGCAACGAAUAGAAGACGACAGCCCAGGCACCUAAGAAAUAACAUGCUUACCCAAACAUGCAAAGCCACCCAGCGACAUUGAAUAGAAACUAAAACCUUAUCGGGACAAGUCGAUGGCAUGAGGUAAGACAUAAGACGGGUACGACGGGUACGACGGGUACGGCCCUGUCGCCAGCCAUUGAUUAUGCGUAAACCGAACCUCGUAUAAGUUCUACUAGCCUCCCAAAAUAAUAACGAAAUAGCUGGAGAUAGAUAUAGGAAAGUGUUCGCUAUAAGAUUUCUAACUUACUUUACUUAUGUAGUAACCUACUUCCUAUCUUUGUCUUGGAAAUCAC
Molecule: messenger RNA, 1357 nt
Organism: Daldinia caldariorum
Lineage: Eukaryota; Fungi; Ascomycota; Sordariomycetes; Xylariales; Hypoxylaceae
Exons: 1
Coding region: 295-921 (208 amino acids)
Source: RefSeq, a predicted model, not a curated record